AAUACAUUGUGCAACACUGAUACUGCCACACCAGAUCAGAGAUUGCUAUUUAGUAGUCGUCAAACAGCAGGGGUUUUCAUACCUCAUGGGGAGGAAUCCAUACCAACAAUAACACAACAUCCAGACAGCAGAGAAGACAGUUGUUUAGCAGCAAGGUGUGUCGCUAGAAAGACUAUGGCCUUACGCAAUGACAUCCAAGGAGCUAAACUCAAGGUUCCAGCUGCAGUCUACUCUGGGAUUCUUCCUAAUGUGAAACCUGGCUUCAAGACAUCAAGGAGUGGAAGUAUUGAUUCAGGCUUGCAGCUGAGGGGAAACCAGUGGGCAGCAGCGCAUCAAGCCAUUCUUUUACCUACCCUAAAUCUUCCUCUAACGAAACCAUGUUUAUGGGGUGGGGAUAAUGAUCAACCGGUUGAUGGCAUGAAGCCUUCUCUUGGGGGAGAGCAGAAAGUCAGCAACAAUAUGGAAGAAACAAAGCUUCUUUCCCUAUUGCCUAGUUACUGGGAAAAAGAGGAAGGCAAUGUAGCUGCAGAAACAUCAAGCCUAAAGAAUAAGCUUAUGAGAAGGAGGAUGUCUGAGGGCGCCAUUCUACAUGCAGGUUCAGUGGAUCUCAUCAACUCAAGCCAGGUUCCUCUGAAACCUGCACUUUCCAAAUCUGCCUCACAAAAACUGUUGAAUACCCCCAGGCUAGUUCCACCUAUCAAAAGAAGUGAAAGCCCACAUUCGAGUGCAAGGAUCGAGAACAAAGGAGAUCAGGAAACUCUAGGGAUCUCUGCAGAAGAUCUGGAGGUUAUUACUGCUGAAGGAGGUGAAACAUCGAACAAAGUUUCUGAAGAGGUACUGGACUCUCUUCAAGCAUUGCGUUACAGUGCUGAGAAAAAAAGGAGAACCCUUGGCAGUAGUUUAAUACCACCAAUUCCAAAUUCUGCUCAGUCUACUGAGGUGAACGUCUCUUUGCCUCACUCAGUUUCUCAGCAAACAAAUGGAUACAUCGCAGCAGACAUCAGUAACACAUGGUCAUCACUAGAAAGUGAACUGAAUAUGAAGAACUUGAAGCAAUUAGAGAAUGGCUCUCAUGAGAUGGCAAUAUCAAGUGAAAAGACCCGAAAAGUCUCUCCAGAAGAGAUUGGUGGAGCUCACAAUGGAAGACUAUCCCCACCGUCCAAAAAGAUGAGUUUGGCUGGCAUGGAAAUGAAUCAGGAUACAAUCCUGCAGAAUAUGGAAGGGGAAGAAGAUGCAGAAAAGAAUGGAAGAAUUCAAGUAGCCAUUUCAAAAUCUGCUAAAGAAAAGAUGCGUCGAAAGCAGAAGGAAGAGUUCCAACAACUGCAGCGUGAGAAGGUUCAGCUGAAGGGAGAGCCACCAUGCAUUGAAAAUAACACUGUAACUUAUGAAGAGUUCCAGCUGUUCGAACCUACUGGCAUCUCUAAUACAGCAACCAAUACAAACCGGUUACAUGGAGUAAGCACCGGUGUUGUUUUAAAGAAGCGAGUCAACAAAUCAUCUUUACCCAGCAUUCCUACUGUUCCUCAUGUCAGCAGCUCUCAACAGUCAACAGCGCUUUGUCUGUCGGGCCUUCACUUGGAUUCAGCAGACUGGAAUGAUGACUGUGAGAAUGGAGAAGAUCAGGAAAUGAAACCAUUUUCUUGGCCUGAACAAGCUGUGAUAGAUAUUCUAAAGGCACUCAAUAGCCAGGACUGGGAGAUCAAAAAGAAAGGUCUCUUUGGUGUCCAGCGUCUGGCAUCCUGCCACCCAGAGUUUCUCCUCACCAGAAUUCAUGAUGUUACUUUGGCUGUCACACGAGAGGUCAAUAACUUGCGUUCCAAGGUGUCACGUUAUGCUAUAAGAACUCUAAGCAAGUUGUUUGACACACUAAAGAAAAGCAUGGAUCAGGAAGUGGAUGAAAUUGCCAGAGUCCUGCUGCAUAAGACUGGAGAUUCUAAUGAAUUCAUCCGUGAUGAGGCUGACGAAGCACUGACUGUCAUGGUGGACAAUGUGACUCCUGCUCGAGCACUAACAGCUCUUAUCACAGGUGGAGCGAGCCAUCGUAACACAUCAGUUCGUAAAUGCAUGGCAGAACAACUCAUGGGGUUGGUUGAGCAAACAGGAGCUGAAAAACUUCUAUCAGGAACCAAAAGCAACACAGACCUACUAAUUCAGACUGCAGCAAAGCUCAUACAGGAUGGCAACCAGGACACCAGAUAUUAUGGCCGCAAGAUGUUGACUGUUUUGUCAUCCCAUCCAGACUUUGAGAAGUGUAUGGAACGAUCACUCCCGUCACAUGACCAUCGCCAUAUAAUGACAGUCGUAAAGCAGAAGGGUGCCGGAGACAAUCCAUCUGAACCACCUUCUGCUAGAAGCCAAAGGUCAUCAAGAAGCAAUAAUUCUGCUACAGCUGUGGAUAAACAACCCAGUAUCCAUGUAAAGGAAGGUUCCAGCUUUCCAUCAGAACCACAGGAGCAGCAGCACCAACAACAACAGCAACAACAGCAGCAACAACAGCAACAGCAGCAACAACAGCAACAACAGCAGCAACAGCAACAACAACAACAGCAACAACAGCAGCAACUCCCAGCAAUACGCAAGCCUGCCAUUCGCUGUGCUGAAAUGACAGAGCAACUGAAAGAGCUGACUAAGCUCCUGACAGCCAAAGAGUUCCAAGAAAGGAUGCAGGGCAUAUCUCUACUACUGGAACGCUGCCAGAGCAGCCCGCGUUUCGUUAUCUCCAGCAUUAUUAUGAUUUUUGAUUCCUUUUCUCCGAGACUUCAGGACUCAAACAAAAAAGUGAAUCAGUUUGCACUGGAGUCCAUGGUUGCCAUGAUACCUUUACUAAAGGAUAGCUUGCAUCCAGUCCUUCUUUCUGUAGUAACUAGUGUCACAGACAACCUUAACUCAAAAAAUUCUGGGAUUUACACUGCAGCAGUGACUGUUCUAGAUACACUCAUCAAGACUAUAGAUAAUGCUCUGCUUUUGCAGCCAUUUGCUGGAAGAGUACAGUUUAUCAGUGGAAGAGCAAUGCAUGACAUUACAGAAAGAGUAUCAGUUCUUGUAGUUUCUGUGUAUCCCCGCAGACCUCAAGCUGUUGAACGACAUGUCCUGCCUGUUCUCUGGUAUUUUUUGAACAACAUGACCAGAAGUGGAGUCCUUCCUGGAGGAAGUGGAAACAUCCGAGCUGUGGUCAUCAAGCUUGCCAAAAGCCUUCAUGGUCAAAUGGGUCAAAGCCUACAGGAGUACGCCUCCAGCCAGCCCCAGCAUGCAUCUCGGACUCUGCAAGACCUCAUUAAUACAGAGCUCUAAUCAUUAGACUAGGCUUUCAAAUAUUUAUUUAGCCACUUUAUAGGACACAUUUAGAGAAGACCACCAAAGAACAAGAAAAAGAAAAAUAAACAAAAUAUUUUUGUUCUUUCUUGUAAAUACUAAUGAAGUUAUUUUUUAGGCUAGGCUGUAAAUGGAAUUUUUUUUCAAAGCAAAACUACAAAUGUUAUUUUUCUAAUUGUUUGUACUUUAACCAGAUGUUUACAUAGUUGUUUUUUAAUAUCUGUGAUGACAGAGAAAGCAGUUGUCAGAGAUCAGAAUUGUAUUUAUUCUUUUUAUUGUUGCAGAUUAUUCUCUCUAUGGAUCAAGAUUCACUGCAGCAUCUCGUUUUCUUUGUAGUACUUCCUAGACUCAAUUCUAAAAUCUGGCAAAAGGUAUAGGAGAUCAAGUCUCACAUAGAGCACUUGAACUUAAAACCUUCUGUUUUGCAUAUUUAUAUUCUUAAUUUUUUUUUAGAUCACACUGCCUUCUCUGUUACUGGAUUCUUAUAUUUUGACUUAGAAUGCAAAGUGCAAGUAUUGAUAGCAUCCUAAUCAGCAAAUUAAAAUUGGCACACCAUAGUCAAACCGUAUGGAAACAUUAUUGACUGAUAAUGCAGGUGAUUUGGAUUAAUGCUACAUUUCCAAAAUGCCAUGUAUACAGACGAGAAGAAAGAUUCACAAACUUAACUGGAAGUAUACGCUGGGAUUCUAUAAAAGAAAUUAAGAUGAAUAGGAAAAAGAGGUAACAGGUAAAGCAGACUGGAGAAAGAGAAUUAUAUCUUGUGGUAAAGAGGCAGUCAUAUCUAAAUAGAAGGUAAAGGACAUUAAAGAAGGGAAGGUAGAUGUAGAGGGAGAAAUAGCAGGAAGAUGUGGCAGAAAGCAAGAACAAUUAGACACAUGACUAGCAUGUUGUAGGCUAUAUCAAGAAAAUGUAUUGCAUGGAUAGUGGUGACAGAAGACCAUUAUGUCAUGGUACUUCCUAAAUAAUGAUGUUCAAUGAGGAAGGAUGCAAAAAAGAUGUGCUAGAAGGAAGGUAUGUUGUAUGCCAUGGAUGAUGAUAAAGCAAGCAUACAGAAAUAUCUGGAAAUUAAGAGUGGGUGUGAGUAAACCAAAUGUAAAGCAAAAAAAAAAAAAAAAA
Protopterus annectens (West African lungfish) is the source of this 4428-nucleotide messenger RNA. It is a transcript of the gene TOGARAM2, whose product is annotated as TOG array regulator of axonemal microtubules 2. The record is from RefSeq and is a predicted model, not a curated record. Gene Ontology annotation, biological process: microtubule cytoskeleton organization. Lineage: Eukaryota; Metazoa; Chordata; Ceratodontiformes; Protopteridae. Bases 175 to 3291 code for a protein of 1038 amino acids. The transcript has 20 exons. Gene Ontology annotation, cellular component: cytoplasmic microtubule; cilium. Gene Ontology annotation, molecular function: microtubule binding.